Mauremys reevesii (Reeves's turtle) is the source of this 5014-nucleotide messenger RNA. RefSeq lists its product as uncharacterized. The transcript has 3 exons. NCBI's taxonomy places the organism in Eukaryota, Metazoa, Chordata, Testudines, Geoemydidae. The coding region runs from base 1 to 3306 and encodes 1101 amino acids. The record is from RefSeq and is a predicted model, not a curated record. Gene Ontology annotation, molecular function: nucleic acid binding; RNA-DNA hybrid ribonuclease activity. Gene Ontology annotation, biological process: DNA integration; virion assembly.
AUGAAGCGCUGUAUUAGAAAAACACCAAAUUGGGCUAAGCUGUAUAAUGUUCGACAGGAAAAGAGUGAGAAUCCAGCUGCCUUUUAUGAACGUCUGUGUAACACUUGUAAGAAAUACACAGACAUUGAUCCGGACAGUGCUAAUGGAAAGCAGGUGUUGAUUCCCCUCUUCAUUGGACAAUCUUAUGAGGACAUCAGGAAAAAGUUGCAAAAAUUGGAGGGGGCAUCGGGUAAAAAUAUAAGGGAGCUUUUAGAGAUUGCAAUGAAGGUUUAUGAUCGCAGAGACGAUGAGGAACGAAAGAAAGGGGCCCGCAUUUUGGCACUGGCCCUAAGGGAGGGAAAUGAGGAGAAGGGGGGCAAGGCUAAAGGACGACCAGGGCCACCGACAUUGCUCGGACGAGACAUCCUCACUAAAUUACAGGCGGAGAUCUCGUUCGAGAACGGGAAAAUGGAAGUUAGAAUCCCGAAACAACAAACCUCUAACUACCAGAUGGCUCUCAUAAGUGCUGGAAAUCACUCCUCGGAAUGUCAGGAGAGUGGCGAGAGCCAGCUGCCGGGGGUUAACGCUGAAGGGCUUACCUGUGCGCCUGAGAUUUUUGGCAGCCAGCUAAAAAGGGACCUGGCUCCAUUCCUAGCUAACCACCCUGCAUGUAACAUAGUUCAAUAUUGUGAUGAUCUACUCUUAAGCACUGAAACAGAGGCAGCAUGUAAAGAACACACAAUAGAGCUCCUUAAUUACCUUGGGGAACAAGGAUAUAAAGUUUCACGGGAGAAAGCUCAAUUAGUUAAGCAACAGGUCACCUUCCUCGGGUAUCACCUCUGCCAAGGGAGUCGCAGUUUGGGGAAAGAAAGAAUUCAGGUUAUACUCGACAGCCCUCAGCCCCGGAACCCCCGAGAAUUAAGAGCAUUUCUGGGACUGACCGGCUUUUGUCGACUCUGGAUUCCUGACUAUGGGGGAAAAGCUAAACCAUUAUAUGAGUCCCUAACUAAGGAAGGUUUGCUUCACUGGGUAUGGACCAAGGAAAUGGAAAAAGCAUUUCGAGAGCUUAAAGAAGCCUUGGUUCAGCCUCCUGCUCUGGCUCUCCCAGAUUCCCGAAAGCCAUUCACCCUAUACGUUCAUGAAAGGAGAGGGGUGGCAGCUGGAGUCCUGUGCCAGAGGUCAGGGCCAACCUGGCGACCCAUUGGGUACUAUUCAAAAGUCUUGGACCCCGUCGCCAAGGGAUGGCCUGCCUGUUUACGGGCCGUGGCAGCGACCGCCCUCCUCGUUCAGGAAGCCGAAAAAUUAACCCUGGGUGGAGAUACUGAAGUUGUGGUCCCCCACGGGGUGCCUCAGAUACUGGGAACUGGUGCUGGGGAAAAGCAUCUAAACCCCAGUCGACAUACUAGAUAUGAAGUGGGGCUCCUGUUGGCCCCCAAUCUGACCUUUAAGACAGUCAGUUCCCUUAACCCGGCCACUCUACUGCCCGACCCUCAGGCCUCCUCUGAGGCCGGUCCUAUUCAUGACUGUAUUGAAGUCUUACAACAAGAGACCAAACCCCGAUCUGAUCUCUCAGACCUGCCCUGGCCCAACCCCGAUGUUGAGGGAUAUGUUGACGGGUCUAGUUAUGUGGUAAAUGGCAAGCGAUUUACUGGGGCGGCAGUAGUGAUUAAGGAUAAAGGGAUACACAAAUUUAAACUCAGCCCCAACUUAUCUGCUCAGGCAGCAGAACUAGUGGCUCUCAUUGAAGCUCUCCGCUUGGGAGCCGGGAAAACCCUUAACUUGUAUACUGACAGUCGGUAUGCCUAUAUGGUAGUGCAUGCACAUGGGACCCUGUGGAGAGAAAGAGGAUUCAUUACGGCCUCAGGCCAAAAGAUUGCACAUGGGAGCCUCAUUAAAACGUUGCUCGAGGCCCUAAUGCUCCCUCUCCGGGUUGCCGUGAUACAUGUGCGUGCCCAUGGGAAAGCCCCAGAGGCCGAACAGCGGAGGUAUAACCAGCUAGCUGAUCGGGCCGCGAAGGAGGCCGCCCGAGACGGGGCCUUAUGGCUUCUCAUGGUUCAGGAUACCGAGGCUAAAACCCCUCCUCCCCAAUACACGGCCGAGGAGAUAGGUCAAGCCCAGGCUGCGGGAGGCCGGCAGGUUUCCUCUGGAUGGUGGAGACUGCCUGGGGGAGAGGUUUUUGUCCCCAGGCCAGUACUCCAGGAAAUCUUCCGGCUCUUGCAUAAAGAGGGACAUUUGGGGUCUGGGGCAAUGGUUGAUUUGGCCGCCAGAUCCCUGAAGGGACUAGGUAUGCACAUGGAAGCCCAAAGAAUUGUUAGUAAUUGUGCCAUUUGUCAGCAAACAAACCAGAAGGGAUGUGGCCCUCCUGCCCCGAUGGGAGGCCGACCAUGGGCUAUGUUCCCUUUUCAAAGGUGGCAAGUGGACUUCGCUGAGGUGCCCCCUUGCAGGGGCUAUAAAUACCUGCUUGUUUUUGUCGAUCAACUUACCGGAUGGGUGGAAUGUUACCCCAGCCGGCAUUGUCAGGCCCGGGCUGUCACCAAAGCCCUGUUACAGGAGAUACUCCCUCGCUUCCAUCUCCCCGAGGUAAUUGAAUCCGAUAGGGGAAGCCACUUUGUUUCACAAGUGGUCCAGCAGGUGUCCCAGGCUCUCGGCAUACAAUGGAAACUACAUACACCCUGGAGGCCGCAGAGCUCGGGUCAAGUAGAAAGGAUGAAUAGAACUCUCAAGGAUACUCUUACUAAAAUAUGCACAGAAUCUAACUUAAAGUGGCUCGAUGCUUUGCCACUCGCCCUCACCCGCAUUCGGAGGGCCCCGCGAAAGGGUCUUAAACUUUCACCCUUUGAGCUGGUCUUUGGAUUUCCUCCCCGAGUACUUAUCCCAGGGUUCCGGGAGGACGUAACCUGGGAAGUGGGAAAUGACUUACUAUGGAAACAGGUUUCCGGGUUGCAAUCUGUUUUGUUACAGCUGCAUCGAUACGCGGCGCCUUUCCAGGCCCUUCCCUUGGACCAGACCGUGCAUCCAUUCCGGAUCGGUGACCAGGUCCUUAUCAAAAAGUGGAAGCGUGACCCUCUCACGCCGAGGUGGGACGGUCCACACACUGUUUCGCUCAUCAGCCAAGCCGCGGUUAAAGUCCUCGGGAGCGACAAAUGGACACACCACACACGGGUUAAGCGGUUCCUGAACCCGAACCUGGAAGCCGACUCAACAGAAGAGGACAUCAGCCCUCUGUCCGCCCCGGCUCCGGAGGCCCGGGGUGGCACGGGCGAAGACACCGUCUGGGAAUAUCAAGGACUAGACGGACUAAAAGGAUUGUUUAAGAGAAAACGAUGAUGCAUUUACUAUUAAUACUAUUGUUUGUAUAUUCGCACUGUUAUUCUGAUUGGGAGAAUAGGUUUGUGCAACUAGGGGAGACAAUAGCUAAUUCCUUUAAUCUUAGCAGCUGCUGGGUUUGUGGGGGUCCAGGGGAUUGGAAUGAGUGGCCUUGGGUAGCCCAGCCAGUACAAGCUAAAUGGUGGAUUAGUAACCUGAGUAUAGUCCAUGAUGGAACGGGACAUUGGACUGAGGAUAGCAGUCCUUGGCGCCUCUAUUCUUCUGGAGUAGGGAUCCUUUGUCUCAAUCGGACUCGACAAGAAGGAGUGUCUGUGGGUGAAAGCCGAUGUGAUUGGACCCUGUCUCUAGGGUUUGACUGCCACGAUCACCCUAGUUGCCAUACGUAUGACUGUUCUAAAUAUCAAGGGCGAUGGAACGACACCCACGUACAACUCACUAAUCAUAGCUGGGUGCAAUGUUCCUACCAACAGCAUACUGGCGAGGGUUGUAAGGCCGUAGGACUAGAUGGGUUCUUUGAUGCCCUCUUUAUAAGUUGCCAGCGCGACAACACCAUCAGUAAGGACCAUGUGGUACGCUGGUACCAGUGGGCAUGGCAACACUCUAAUGGAACUCGGGUAACCCAUUUCAACCAUUUCUGGUCUACAACCAAUAGCCCUAAAUUCGGUUGUAAUUGUGGUUGGAGGGAAGGGGCUGGGGCGUGGAAAUGUGAAUAUUGCAAUCCCGAAGGUACGUCCAUCGUACUAGGGGGUCCCCUAGAGAUGGGUAACUCUUUAUACUACGAAGAGCCGGGCCCCGAGGACUACCCCGAGACUUGGGAGGGCCCCCUUUGCAAAAGGAAAUUGGGCCCUAAAGGGUCACUAUUGGAUAUGUGGGCAAUAUGCUUAUCGAAGACUGCCCCCAAAUUGGUCAGGAAUAUGUUACGUUGGCUACAUUAGGCCCUUGUUCUUCCUACUACCCCAGGUACAAGGAGGCAAAUUGGGAGUCAAGGUGUACGAUGAUCUGAUUAGGGAGAGGCGGUCUGUGGAUUCCUCAUUGACCGUUGGAAGCUCCCAAACGUGGGGAGCUCAGGAAUGGCCCCCUGAGAGAAUUAUAAAACAUUAUGGGCCAGCUACAUGGAAUCCAAAUGAAUGGAUCGCAGGGGCAAGAGAGCCCAUUUACAACUUAAAUCGGAUAAUCAGGUUGCAAGCUAUCUUGGAAAUAAUAACUAAUCAGACGGCUGAGGCCCUUGAUCUCUUAGCCGAUCAGUCCACUCAGAUGAGAAAUGUGAUCUAUCAGCACCAUCUAGCUCUUGAUUAUUUGUUGGCAGAGGAAGGAGGAAUCUGUGCAAAGUUAAACGAGUCUAAUUGCUGCUUACAAAUAGAUGAUAAUGGAAAAGCAGUAAAGCAAAUAACAAAGGAAUUGAGGAAGUUAGCCCACGUCCCGGUCCAAACCUGGGGUGGGUGGAAUACGGAUUGGUUUACGUCCUGGUUGCCGCAACUAGGAUGGCUGCGAGAAGGUUUUCUUCUCUUUGUGCUUUUUAUUACAACCCUAUUAACCCUAGCUUGCUUCGCUCCCUGUGUAAUUACCUUGGUCCGACGAGUGGUGAAUCAAAUGAUACAUCAACGAAUGAUGGCUAUGUAUCACCCAGUAAAAGCUGAGGACUGGGGGCCGUAAGGCUCUCAAAUUGCUUUUUAGGGGGGAAUUGUUAGACAAAAGGGCCAGAUAUAUG